This is a messenger RNA of Hippocampus zosterae (dwarf seahorse), 8190 nucleotides long. RefSeq names its product lysine methyltransferase 5C (gene kmt5c). Bases 784 to 6342 code for a protein of 1852 amino acids. Gene Ontology annotation, cellular component: nucleus. The record is from RefSeq and is a predicted model, not a curated record. NCBI's taxonomy places the organism in Eukaryota, Metazoa, Chordata, Actinopteri, Syngnathiformes, Syngnathidae. The transcript is spliced from 9 exons. Gene Ontology annotation, molecular function: histone H4K20 methyltransferase activity; protein binding.
CGUCUUGCUAUGCUUUGACUCUUUCGCUAAUGUGUUUGUAUGAUGCGGGGAUGCUAGCUCUCCAAAGCCGCUACCCACUACACACUUGUGCACAGCAGCUGACGAGCAACAUGCUAUUGUAACGAGCUAAAUCUACUGUAGUCAGUAAUGAACUCGUCGACACUCGAUGCCUCCUAGUUGUGGGACGUAGUGACACGAUUUUAACAAGCGGCCUCAUUGUAGCUUGUUAUUAAUCAUGAAGGCCGGUGUGCAUUUUUAUUCUGGACAGUCAGGAGAUGUCAAAGUUGUUUUUCACAUCGUGGUUGGGGUUGUAACGGGAUAAACCUCAUUCUUGUACAAGAUAGGUGUGAACUGUUUAAAUUAACUUUCCCCCCUUUACAGGAGGCGUAACUAAUGAUAAAUGGUGUGAAUCCAGUACAAACGAUGUGGAUUCCAAAGCAGUGUAAGAAAGGCAUAAAAGCAGAAGGGAAGAUGCCAAAUAAAAAAGUGGGUCUAAGAGAAGGCAGAAAGGAAGGAAACAAGAAAACAGGUCUGCAAAGAAAGGUAGAAACUGCUGUGAUGGAAGAUACAUGCAUGCAUGAAUGCGUGAAUAAAGAACAAAAAGCAGGUGUGACAGGAGGUGGAAAUGAAGGGAGAAUGGCACCAAAUUAGGAUGGAGUAACUGAAGGAUGAUUGAUGCAGGAACAAAAAGCAGGUGUGAGGAAAGGAAGCGAAGAAGGAAGGAAUGAGGGCAGGAAGAAAAAGAUCCCCAAAUGCCGGUUUGCAUGCUGAUGGUGGGAGGCCAUGGACUGCUGCACUAGAAUGAGUGUGAAGGAACUGUGUGAGAUUGAUGACCUGGCCACCAGCCUGGUGCUGGACCCUCUCUUGGGCUUCACCACUCAUAAAAUGAAUAUCAGCCCCGCUCCGGAGGUGCGUCGCUGGGGCAACCUGAAGGAGACGCUGCUGCGCUUUCAACGCACACACGACUUCAACGCCACCUUCGAGGCGCUGACGGUGGGCGAGCUGGCGGGCGACUACUUCAACGCUUUGGGGAGUCACCGGCAGGAUCUACUGAGGCAGCACGUGAACCGCUACCUCAACGCCUUCCUUUUGGAUAGCGGCAUCCAGAUCGAGUCAUGUGACCGCUACUCCUCGGAGACCAACGGAGCCAAGAUUACCUCUACUCGACACUGGUUUGCGGGGGAGCGCGUGGAGGUCCUUCUGGGCUGCAUCGCCGAGCUGAGUCCGGCUGACAGCGCUGUGCUGCGGGCGGGCGUCAACGACUUCAGCGUCAUGUACUCCACGCGCAAACGCUGCGCUCAGCUCUGGCUUGGACCCGCUGCCUUCAUAAACCACGACUGCAAGCCAAACUGCAAGUUUGUCCCCGGUGAGAAGAACGGCGCUUGCGUGGAGGUGAUUCGACCCAUCUCGCCUGGGGAGGAGAUCACGUGCUUCUACGGUGCCAGCUUCUUUGGCGAGGGCAACGAAAUGUGCGAGUGCUGCACCUGCGAGAGGAAAGGGGAAGGUCAUUUUAAACACAGAGGGAAGCAGCCGGAAUGCGAGGAAACAAAAGACUCCGUGGGCCAGAAGUACCGCCUCCGGGAGCGAUACCUUCGGCACCAGCGAGAGAAGGGACACUUAAACUCCAGGCCUAUUAUUUCAGGAUUACAUUCAGCUAUCCCCUCGAGGAACUCUUUCACCCAUCAGAUGCGGAAGAACGCCCUUAAAAACCGAAAGUGGGACCAGACAAAUAAGUGGAGGCUACAGAACCACAGACUUGCGAGACCCAGUGAAGAGCAACGAACGCUGCCGCUAUUGUCACAGUGCGUGAUCCGGGACCUAAGGAUUAGGGUGCGGCGCCACUCGCUGGACUUUUUGCUUGUCUGCAAGGAUCCUAAAAGCAAAGAGAGGGCCCUCCUGCAGCAGCUGGAGUUGGUGAAACCAAGGACAACCACCAACGUGAAGCGUUUCUCGCUAGGUCGUCUUCAGAAGAACAGAGUUCGGGUAGGCCCAAAUGGAAAAUCUGUCAGAGGGGUUCCCUUGAGGAGCUCGUCAAGAACCAGAAGCACGGAUAGGGUCGACCCGGACAAAACCUCCAUCACAAAAAAGCAAGAGAGCAAGGAGCAAGAGAACUUAGAACCCAGCGUAUGUCAGACUGCCCCGGCCCCUUGUAAGAAAAUUUCAGACAAACCAGUAGUGUCACUCAAGCAAUACCUGACCGUCCGCCUGACUCGAAUCUCAGCGCCUUGCGAAGAGGCACCGGGAGUGAGUGUUGACAACCGGGACAUAAGGGAGGAGCUGAGAGGGAAGAUGAGGCAGAUUCAGGGCCUCAGACCACUGAGCACACAGAAAUCCCAGCAGAGGCAGCGACCACCAUCCCAGAUUACGCCGGGCCACUGUGCCGCCGAAGCCCCUCGAGGAGUGCGGGAAAUGUUCUUUAAGGCCAUUGAUCAGGGAACACUACGGAAGCGGCACGCCUCAAAAGAGGCAGUGGGUGACUCCUCUCAUCUCGAGGAAGGCGGGAAGAACAAGGUUAUUGAAAUCCAGACAAUAACCGAAGAGGGUACACAACCAGACAAAGAGAAACCGGAAGAACACAAAAAGAAAAGAAAUGCCACAGCCACUGAAUGUAAAACCAUGUCCGGUGUAAAAACGAGCCAACAGAAUAACUUGCAGGGUGUUAAAUCUCCAAAUCCAGGUGAGGUUGUUGUUUCAGAACCGUUAAAUUGCACUGCAAAUAAACCAGUACACAAUCCAAGCAAUGACAUAAUCAUAAAGCAGGCCAAAGUCCUCUUGUCUGAUUUUUUGAAGAACGAUAAAGCUUCAGUAGUCAAGCAACCACAUGGUGAUAGUUCCCCCUCAAAUGCAAGAGAAAUCCAUGCAGGCAGCCAUGUGGCAGCAAGACGGAAUGGCGGGCGGUGGCAGAAAAGCCACAGAAGAAUAAAGACGAAAGCCGAGCUGAAAUCCAACAGCACAGAAAACGGUUUAGUCCCCACUGUGCAGAAUCCAACCCAGAUCGUGGAACCGGAGGCAACCUGUCUCAACACACUACCUCUCCAGUCGCCUAUUUCAUGUGCCAACAUGUGCCAGACCACACAGCACCUUGACGCCAUGCAGUCCAAUAUACCUCUGAAGAAGCGGACGUUCCGCAGUGCUGUGGAGCCGGAGCAAGGCGUAACUGCUGCUUCUGCCACUAGCCGGAAGGAGGUUUCCGACCCGUCCUCAAGGCAGGAACUGAAUCGUCAUCCAGAAAAGAAUAUCAAACAUGACAAAAAAAGCAAAAGGACGCGAGCAAAAGUCCGGGGGGUGAGCUCCAGAAGAGUCACAAGGCAAAACGUGGGUAGGGUGCUAAGGCCUCGAGUUAUUGAAACUCCUCAGAGUCGAUUGAGGAAAGUUCACACGUUUAAAUCUGAGAGGAAAGAUGAGAACAGCAACCAAGAGACAGUUCAGCUCGACAGGAACCAUCAGACGACGGAUGAGCAAGAGAGAGACUCUCAGAAGGGAACGUCAGCUUUGGAACAAAGUGAUGUUGAGGAGACAAAGCCAGAACUUAACUUCAGGAUUCGUUUCAAGCGGAGAAGAGGGAAAUUGUGGGAGAUGCAGAGCAACGAGUUGGGCUGUAUGGUCAAAAAGGAGGAGGAACUCAACAACGAUCCGCUUAAAGCCAUCAUGGAUUCAGUGUCUGUGUUGAGCAUGGAGAUGCAGGCGGCUCAGGCCCAUGUGCAGGCCAGUAAGAAGUCCAAAAGCAGACUUCUUCGCCUGAAAAAACGGGGCGAGAGGAAGAAUGCGUCCACAAUUUCGGAGCUGGACAGAGAAGAGAACAAAGAAAAAACAGACGGGAGGAUUCUUUCUGGUUCAAGCCCUCAGUUGGACAAAAGUGAGACGUCAUCUUUUGUCCGUCAAACGAAAACGGAAGAUGGGCUCGCUAGAAGCUGCUGCAUGUUUGAUCGUGGGUCGCAGCAGAAAAUGGAGUCCAAUUUGGAUUUUAAAGGUGUUCCUCUGCCGGUUCUCAAAUUGCGCAGAAAAGUGAAGGACAUCUGGGAGGUGGACGACACGGAUGAGAGGCAGGACCAGUCCGAAGUUAAAAUGGAUACACCAGUGAAGCGAGAGGUACGAAGUCCCCCUUUAGUCCAGCAAAUACCAGGACUGCUGGAUUUAAGCAAGGUCCGAGAGGAGCCACCACCGUUGACUCAGAAGUUGAACUGUCACUCAUUGCUCCAGAAAACUGAAGCGCUGCAGAUGUCGUUGUCACUGUCGCCACUUUCCCUGUCUUCCCCGCAAAGCGAGACCCCAGAGAGCGCGGUCGCAGCGAACAUAACUGCUGAGCGACUGGAAACCUGCAGCAGCAGCAGUGGUGGCAGGAAGCAGCGGCACAAAAUGGCGUCCAAGUGUGGCCCUGUGGAGACACCCGCGAGCUGCCUCAGCCAGUCCCUCCAACAGAUUGACAACAGCCUCUCCAGGCUCUCUGAGGGUCUUUGCUCAUCACAGAUUUUGGAAAAGACAUCCGCCUUGUCUGGAAUUUCCAGUUCCAUCAUCCAGCCUCAGUCUCAAUCUCCACCGUUCCCAACUGCGGACAACAUUCUACCGGGCGAGCCCAACUUCGCAAACUGCUGCGACGACCUCCUGGACUUCCAGUGUCUCAACUUUGAAGGCUAUGAUCAGCCACAGAACAUUCUCGACUCAUCGCCCUCCGAUCUGUGUUCACUGGAUCCCCCCACAGACCCCUUCAGUAGCCCACUCUCGCACAGCCCCUCGGACACGUGGCCCACUGAGACACCCUACCUCGGCUCCCCGAGUCCCGGCAACAACUUCACCAGUGAUGAUCUCCACUUCUUCCCCGCUCUGCUCACAUCCAAGAAUGAUUCUGUUCCUCUGGACUGUGAGGCAAAGAGUGCCUCUGGCAAAAUCCCAGCCCAAGCAGGUUUCAGUUUUUCAGCGUUCACCAAUACCGAACUGGCGGGAAAGGACCACCUUCUCAGUAAAAAUCCCGGAAUGAGGGUGUCCAGAGAGGACUUCAAAUAUCAUUCGUCAUCCGCGGUUAGCAAACCUCGCCUAUUUGGCACGCCUGCUGUUGUGUCUCAGACUACUCUUCCUUCAGCACAGCCCACCCUGAAUGCCAAACCAAGCAGCAGCCAGUCGAGAGCUACAUCCAACCUCAAAACCAAUGGACCCUUCCACCGCAUGUCAAUUUCCAAACAGCCCCAGUCUUUUCCAAACUGCCAGCCUACUGCGCAGCGAGGCGUCCCCCAGAUGAAGCCUGUCCUGGCGUCUCCGAUGGCCGGUAAAUUCCUCAAUCCUCAACUCUUGGCUGGAAGAAAUCCCAACCCCUUCCCUGACAAUCCCUUCAACAUUCAGGAGAAGUCACCCACUGUGAUCCACAGGGUUGUUAAAAUUCAGGGUGGUAACCCAAGCCAGAACUUGUACAGUGUUCCCUCCAAAGACCAUGUGGCUGCCGGCGGCCACUCUACAUCUAAAACAUUCGGAACAAAAUCCACCGAAAACACAAGUGAGGACCCGCAGAGUCAUCACAAAGGCACUCAUUCUGCUCAGAACCUAAGCUAUUUUGCUCCUUCCGUUAACCCCAGCAGGUCCAGCGUCUAUUUCAACAAACAUGGCUCAUCCUUGCACCCGUCAUUCAUCCGAAGUAAACCAGCCUCCGAUAAGCAGGACGAUACCACUUUGACGUACAAAAACUUCUCUGCGCUGCCGAGACCUUUCUUCUUCCCCAGUAAAGACGGUUAUUCUUUCCCACAGGAGAAAAACUCCAAACAUGACAAAUCCACGCCGCUGGGCUCUGACAAGAACCAGCCGUGUUACCCUCAGCAGGAUCCAUUUGAUUUUAGCUUCACGUCGUCGCUUUCUCCAAUGUCACAUCACAGCAGUCCUCAAGUGGCCCACAGUACGCCGCCCGGCACACCGGCAUCGGUCGGCAAGAGCCACCCGGCAGCCUCCUUCUCUUAUGGACCACAGGGACCCCCUUAUGUACUCAAUUUCAGCGGCGACCACUCGUUGACGUUGGGUCUCAGGGAUGGGCCCGAAGGUUACCCGGGACUCGGCCCCACAAACUACACCUACCAUUGCUUGAUGGAGCCGUCUGGCACUCAGGGGCGGCUGGUCCUGGAACCCUGCGGUUCUCAGGCAUCCAACCAGCCCCCGUUUUCCAUGGGUACCUUCUCGGGACACAAAGGGGGUCCGGAUGAACACCUAAAGAAGGACGCUCACCACCAGAACCACCCAGGCGACCACCAGGACAUACCGCACUAUGGACCAACAUCUCACUCAAUGGGCCCUACCAAACCCAAGCGGGUCAGGCUGGUUGUGACGGACGGAACUGUGGACUUGGACCUCCAAUACUCUGACUGAUACACAGGAAUACACUGACCUGUUUUUGCAAAACUAUUUUGAAGGUCUCUUAUUUUUCCGUCAUUGUAAUGAGCCUGGAAGACACUUUGAUUUGAUGACCAAAUUGAUGUUGAAUUGUAUUGGCGACAAGUCACAGAUGCGGUGUCUGGGGCAUGCGACUGGUGUGCUGGGCUUUUAACGGGCAUCUUCGUGCCUCCGUCUUUCCAAUCAGACUUUUUGAAAUCUUCCACUUUUUAUACCCCCGAUAAUCUUCCUUUCUCACUGUUUGUACGCGUGCGUAUGUGUUUUUAGUAGUUGAGCGGUUGCUAUUGACUGCUGCGAAGCUGUCAUGUCUCAGAGUGGAAACUUCAGACGUUUUUAUUGUUGUCUGAAAGCUACCUAAAAUUUCAUGUGAAAUCCGGUCAAAAAUUCCCAAUAAUGUGGUAGCAGCAUCUGUGUCCAUGUGUCACUAGCCCCUUUCGCACUGUCAGAAUACUUCCCUCACUUUUCUGUGAUAAUGGUACGGAAAAUGGAUUGGAAGUGUUGGUUGAACCUCCAAAUGUUCCCGACGUGUCGGAGGUAGGAUGGGCGCUGUCUGAAAAUGGGUAGCCGACAGCCAGAAUGGGAUUUUUGAAAUUAAACAGCCACUCAUUUCUCCCAGCCUGUUGUGGUGUUUGAGAACUAUUAUUUUCAACAUCACACCAGAUGCCAGGGUGCCAAGUGUUAGAUGAGAAUUUUAAAGCCUCUAUUCGAGCUUUCUGUGAUGCCCUUUCAAACACUCCCCAAUCUGUCUCUGCAAAUUGGUUUCAUUUCAGUGCGUUUGAUGCAAUGCCGGGGUUUACGUGGCUUCCCCACAUGCUUUUAGGGGCACGGCAGAGACGGCACGUUGUCUGUGUGUGAAAGGGGGAUAGUGGACAUAUAGCAUGGAAGUUUGAAGUCUGAACACCCGACACUCACCACUCCUGCCUUGUUUUAGUGAAAGCAGCCGUUGCUGUCUGUCAACAGUUUUAUACAUCACACCAUAUGCCAAGUAAAUUUGAAUUUCACAUUGCCUCUGCCCCGCCCGAUGCCCCUUACACAUCAAUUUUAAUAUAUCACGCUGAUCAGUCUUUUUGACGCAGGAUUGAAAAUAUCCCAACUCUAGUGAGUUCUGGUGCAAAAAGAUGCUUCGGUUCAGUCACAGAUACCCCGAUCUUCCAGAAACUGUGAAAAAGGUGGGGUGAUGACAAGCUCGUAAAUGAUGAAAAACGGUUCCUUGUAUAUCUUGUCGUUAUACUUACAUGACGUUCAGUUAUGGCUUUUAAGUUUUAAGACUUUUGUAUAAAAUUUAAUGAACUGUGGAAGGUCCGAUGUCAUCCACAGUCAAGCAAAUAAUUUAUCUUUUGAGGAACAAACGGUGACAAUCUUUCCACUGUGUGAGUGUUUGUCAUCUUUUCAAACGGUCGCCCGUGUCAUCAUGAUUGUCGUGUUUCCAUGGCAGCCUUACAUCCCAGUGUAUCGUGUAUUUAUUUGAAACUUGGCCUCUUCCCGGUCCCGGUUUUAAAACGAAAUGGUGCUUGAACCUAAUUUAUACUUCACCUUGAUUGUUGAUGGGACAAAAUGUUUUACUGUUAUUUAAUGGGACGAAAACCUUAUUGAGCAGGAUACAGAGAUGACAAAUAUAUAUAUAUAUAAAUAUAUAUAAAUCUAUAGUAUAAGACUUGUAAUGACUUUCUCAUCAGCUGUUGUAAAACUUUAUAUUAGCCACCUCCCUUUUCCAAAUCCCCUUUUCCUAGAAAGUGUUAGUCUUACUAAAAAGAAAAAAGUUUGCUGUAGAAAUGUAUAAAAUGUAGCUUGUAUUAUUAAAGACUCUUAGUGCUUUUCAUAUUU